UCCAUCUCUCCCUGCAGGUGCCUGUGUCUGUCUCUCCCUUGAGGCGCCCGUCUCUCCCUGCAGUCACCCCAGGAGGGGCUUGUGCCCAUCUCCCCCACCAUCUGGUGUCCCCUGCCACCCCCCAACCAUGGCCUUUGGAGACCUCCUGGAGAAGGUGGGCAGUGCAGGUCCCUUCCAGCUCCUCUGUGUCCUGCUGCUCACUGCGCCUGCCCUCCUCAUUGCCAGCCACAACCUGGUGCAGAACUUCAGUGCCAUCUCCCCUGAGCACCAGUGCCGCCCCCCGCCACCAGGCACCAACGCCAGCUGGGUGGGCAACAGCACGGCAGCUCAUGGGGGGCUCUCCCUGGCCCCGAGCCCAGAGCGGUGCUGUCACUUGGCAGGCACCCAUGGGCAGCGUCCAAGACCCAACGGUUCGCUGGGCAGGGAAGGCGAGACAGAGCCCUGCCGGGACGGGUGGUACUACGACUGCAGCACCUUCUCCUCCACCAUCGUCACUGAGUGGGAUCUGGUGUGUGACCUGGGCCCCCUCCCGGCGCUGGCGCAGAUGCUGUUCAUGGCAGGGGUGCUGCUUGGAGCCCUCCUUUUCGGAGUCUUCUCAGACAGGUUUGGGCGGCGGGUCAUCCUGCUGUGUUCUCUGCUGUUGGUGGCUGUCAUGGGAACCGGGGCUGCCUUAUCCUCAGACUUCCUCACCUACUGCGCCUUCCGCCUGCUGAGCGGGGUCGGUCUGUCUGGCUUCCUCCUCAGCUACAUCUGCCUCGGUCUGGAAUGGGUCCCCACCAAGUCCCGCGCCCUGGUGGUGACAUGGCUGAGUUACUGCAGCACGGCAGGUCAGGUGGUGCUGGCUGGCCUGGCCUACAGCAUCCGGGACUGGCGCUGGCUGCAGCUGGCCAUUUCUACCCCCUUCUUCAUCUUCUUCCUCUGUGCCUGGUGGAUCCCGGAGUCCGCACGCUGGCUCAUUGUCAACCACAGGCCUGCAACGGCGCUGAGCAACCUGCAACGGGUGGCCCGGAUCAACCGGAAGCAGCUGGGUGGGGACAGCAUCUCCCUGGAAAUGGUGGAGAAGGUGGGGGGCAGCCUCCCUGGGAAAAGGACAUGCUCCUGCCUGGGCCUCUUCCACACGCCGGCCAUGAGACGCAUCUCCUGCUGCCUCAUGAGUGUCAGCUUUUCCACCAACCUGGCCUACUUCGGGCUCUCCAUGGACCUGCCGGCUUUUGGCCUGGACAUCUUCCUGGUGCAGACAUUCUUUGGGGCCAUUGACAUCCUGGCCAAGAUGGCCUGUACCCUGGCGCUGAGCUACUUUGGGCGCCGAGCCAUCCAGGCCAGCUCCCUCAUCCUGGCCGGAGUCUUUCUCCUGGGGAACAUCCCUGUGCCCAGAGAGAUGCUGAUGGUGCGACUGGCUCUGGUGGUGCUGGGAAAAGGGUGCCUGGCUGCCUCCUCUGUCUGCUCCUGCCUGUAUGGGGGAGAGCUCUUCCCAACCUCUGUCAGGCAGACAGGCACUGGCUUCACCACCGUGAUGGCUCGUCUGGGCGGCAUGGUGGCCCCGGCGGUGCUGGUGGCCGGGCAGCAAUUUCCCUUCCUGCCGCUGGUGAUAUUUGGGGUGGCUCCCGUCGUGUCCGGCAUCGCGGCCUGCUUCCUGCCAGAGAUGCACAAUGUCCCCCUGCUGGACACCAUAGAAGAGGUGGAGGACAGAGCCAGGAGGAAAGGCGAGGAGACGCCCGCCGGGGAGACUGUGGCUCACAUUGUCCACUCAACCAGGAUCUGAGCAGCCUUCCCGGCCACCCAAAGCCCCCAGUCCUGGCCCCCGCAAUGCACAGGUGCAGGCUGCACCAAAAGGCCCACGUGAAGGGAGGAACCACCUGCUGUUCCCUUUGCAACUUAGGAAUCAGCCUCCUUAAAGAGACAGGGCAAAUGGGGGGUGGGGGAUUCUGAGUUGUGUCACUGAGCUGCCCCACGGGGGGGGGGCCUUACGCCUCACAUGCAGGGAGCCUGUGGGGCGUGGACAGAGCAGGGAGACACCUCCCCAAACAACUUUGCCAGGUGUGAUGGUACCUGCUCCCCUUGCUGGUGUAUAUUGGCCUGACACCCGCUCCUCCCUCCGGUCCGGCAGGGCUGUCACUGGCCCAGGCUGUCACUGGCUCCCCCAGAUUUUGUGUAUUGGCCUAAUACUCGCUCCUUCCUUCGGCCUGGUCGGGCUGUGAACUGGCUCCUCCUGGUGAUGCAUCUUGGCCUGACACCCACCCCUCUACAGCAUCUGUGGCCCAUUCAUGAGAUGUUUCAGAGUAACAGCCGUGUUAGUCUGUAUUGGUUAGUCUCUAAGGUGCCACAAGUACUCCUUUUCUAUUCAUGAGAUGCCGGUUUCUGUCCUGCUGCGAGCUGAGACCCAGCCAACAGAUUUCAUAGCUGCUGAUGAGCCACUACCAAGCUGAGCAUGGAUUGGAUCCUGUGGCUGAACUGACGCUCUGAUGCUCUUGGGGAAAAUUGAGCAGACUGGGGAGAAGGGCCUGGGGGCUCUGAAGGUGUCGAUGGCUCCACGUUAGGUGCUGGGGGCACCUAGGUAGCUCAGCUAGGCUGUACAGGAGGCGGGGCAGUUGGAUCCAAUCUGUAACAUUCACCAGUGGGGCUGGAGUUUGGAGUGACCCCUCUGGGUGGGGAACGAGCCUCCAGGCAGCAGGGACAGGAUGUGUGUGUGUGGGGGGGGGGUGCCUAGGUGAGAUUUCCUGCACUCGUUCCUGUGGUCUUCUGUACAUUUUUGUAAAUAAACCAGCCACACUAAAAAAUUCCCCUUGCUCCAUGUCCCUGAUCCCUGCACACCAACCACCCCACAGAGUCAGGGCUGGAGCUCCUCUGGAAACAGGGGUGGGGGGCAUGUUUCUCUCUCCAGAAAAUGUUGAUAUUUUCGGCAAAAAUCUAAGUAUUUUGAUUCUGAAAUGCCACUGCAGUGCCUCGUGGAAGAUAUAGUUUGGUAGCCUCCUGCUCCUGUCUUCUCUGUGAGAUGGGUGCCCUGAUAACUACAUCUCCCAUGAUGCACCAUGGUCUCCCCUCUUGUAGAUGGGAACGGAAUGCAUCUUGGGAAUCCCUGACUGGUGCAUCAUGGGAAAUGUAGUUUGAGUGCCUCAUUCUCCUCUAGGCUGGGCUCCCUGGGUAGACUGCAUUUUCCCAUGAUUCACCAUACUCUCCCCACAUGGGGGUGUGGGGGUCAGAGCCAGGCAGGCUCCUGCAGGGGUGCUGGGAACCAUGUGCAUAACAGUUUCCACACCUAAAGAAGCUAUGUCAAGUGAUGGCUACUAGCAGAAGAGGGAGGGGUGUCUGGUGAUAUGAGCACCCCCGUGUUACCCCUGUGCUGUGGUAGGAGACCCUAGGGGGAAGACUGGAGGGGACAAUCUAGCCCUGGAUACCAGGUGAGUCUCCUGUUCUGAUCAUCCCAGACAGUAAUCACCCAUCUAUGUGGAGUAGCAGGGCUGCCGAGAGGGGCGCUCCAGUGGUGGAUGGGUGUAGAGCUAGGGAGGGGUAGAUUGGGGGGCACCCCAGGGAUGGGUGGGUGGAGGGGCAGAGAGGGGUGCCCCAGUGGCUGGGGUGGGGCAGAGAAGAGGGAUGUGCAGUGAUAGAUCAACAGACCCACAGUUUAGGCUGCAGGGGAAGAUGAGAAGUGCAUGUGGGUCUUAUCCAGGGUGAUUUCAGAUGAUCUCCCAAGUUUUCUAUUGGGCUGGCCCUGAACUGGAAGAUCUCCUUGGGCUGGUGCCUGCAGGGGCAUUCCUGGCCCAGAUCCCUCCUGGGGGAAUCGGAGGGGCCCCCGCCCGCAGAGAUACUGCACUACCCCCCCCACACACACUCACACACACCCAGGGCUGCCAUCUGGAGAAAUGAUGUGGCCAGCUGAGAGCUGUAGAUGCAAAGCAGAGCAGAGCCCCGACAGAAGUGAAGUAGCGGUGGCCUGCCACACAGGAACAGAGCUCCAAGCUGCUCGGCAGCAUGCGGGCUGGCCGAUAGGGCAAUGACUUGAACAAAAGGGGCCACUGAUGUGGGGUGCCCAAUGUGACACCCUGGCACCCCAAUAUUCACCACUGUCAUGUAAUUAGGAUAUGUUUUGUACAAAGUAAGCCUUGUGAGGUAUCGUUCUAAAAGUCUUGAUCCAUUAGACAGUAAUAUCUCAUCAGAUUGUAUGUGCUAUUGUCGUAUGUGAAGUUCUAAAGCUUGGUUAUGUAUGUGUUACUGAAACAUGUCGUGAGGUUGAAAACACCCACAAGCAGCCUUUCAGGUACAACAGUAAAAAGGCCAAACAAUGUUAAUGGCUUAUUGAGGAAAUACACACAAGCACAAGGAUUACCCCAGGAACUGUGUACAAUAGAAACUUCUCAGAGAUAGCACUACACGAUGGGAACGGUUUGACCCAGGUCACAGCAAAAGAGCUUUCCAGUAAGUGGGAAGGAAGUAUAAAAGGGGGGAAAUGACAUUAUGGGGGGACCUCACUCUCCCUACAACACCACACCUGGAAACACCUGAGGAACAAAGACUGAACUGUGGGAAGUGAUGGGCACAGGCUAGAAGGAUUUUUAGUCUGUGUAUGAAAUCCUGGGAAAGCCAAAACAACUUGUGCCUGAAGAAUCUGCCAGCCUGUUUAUCACUCAGGGUAAGAAUUUGCUAAUUUAUAUCCUCCCUAUCUAGUGUGUUAAGCUCAGUUUGCGUUUUUUGUUUAUUUACUAAGGUAAUCUGCUUUGUUCUGUUUGUUAUCCCUUAUUGUCACUUAAAAUUUACCUUUUGUAGUUAAACAAGACAUAAAUUUAUUUCA
Messenger RNA from Chelonia mydas (Green sea turtle), 4786 nucleotides. RefSeq names its product solute carrier family 22 member 6-like. The transcript is spliced from 10 exons. Gene Ontology annotation, molecular function: transmembrane transporter activity. Lineage: Eukaryota; Metazoa; Chordata; Testudines; Cheloniidae. Gene Ontology annotation, biological process: transmembrane transport. The record is from RefSeq and is a predicted model, not a curated record. The coding region runs from base 128 to 1762 and encodes 544 amino acids.